AGUUGCUGGGCUACAGUUGGUCUACGCUGAGAGAUUCUAAACCGCAGAGUUUGGUGGCUGGGAUGUUGUGGCGGGACCCGGCCAGCUUAUCUACAGUACUGGUGUUGGGCUCAGGAUGCAGCGAAACGCGGAGGGGGCGGCGAGAUGGCUCUGAAGCCCGUAGGGUCCGCGAUGAAGAAGAUUUUUGGCUUUCGGAGUAAAAAGGGCGAGUCCCCCCGGGCCUCCUCCGGCCGGAGGAGGGACAGCGCGGGCUUCGGUCGUGAGAGUAGCGAUGGAGUCAACUCACGGCCCGGGUACCACAUCCGAGACGAAGAUCUCGGAAAGAUCCACAAAGCUGCCAGCGUGGGCAACGUAGCGAAAGUGCAGCAGAUUCUGUUGCUUGGCAAAAGUGGCUUGAAUGACAGAGACAAGCUGAACAGGACUGCUCUGCAUUUGGCCUGUGCCAAUGGCCAUCCAGAAGUGGUAACUCUCCUAGUAGAGAGAAAAUGCCAGCUUAACCUCUGUGACAGCGAAAACAGAACAGCUCUGAUGAAGGCUAUACAAUGCCAGCAAGAGGAAUGUGCAACUAUUCUGCUAGAACAUGGUGCCGAUCCAGAUGUUACAGACGUCGGUGGCAAUACUGCCCUCCACUAUGCUGCUCGUGGUGAGAAUCUGUCAAUAGCAGCAAAGCUGCUUUCACACAACGCAAAUAUCGAAGCAAGAAACAAGGAUGACCUCACACCACUUUUACUUGCAGUAAGUGAAAAUAAACAGCAAAUGGUGGAAUUUUUAGUAAAGCAAGAAGCAAAUAUACAUGCAGUCGAUAAGAUGAAAAGAACAGCCCUCAUGCUUGCUGUAAAUUAUGAAUCAACAAAUAUAGUCAGGCUUCUUCUUCAGCAAGGUAUUGAUGUCUUUUCUCAAGAUAUCUAUGGAUGGACUGCAGAAGAAUAUGCUCUUGUUAGUGGUUUUGCUAUCAAUCGCCAACUAAUUUCUGAACAUAAAGAAGAAAAGAGACCUAAAACUUGUUCACAAAAUAGCAAUCCAGUGGAUGAGAGUUCUGAAGAAUACUCUUUAAGCAGGCUUUCCGACAAAGCUGGCAUUGAUGAUUCAUGGCCUACAUCGGAUGAUGAAGACUUAGACUUUGAUACCAAGAAUGUCCCAAAACCAAGCUUAACAAAGCUAAUGACUGCUUUUCAGCAAUCCAAGAAAAACAUAGAAGCAAAACGUGGUACUGUGAGACCGGAAAAUACAAUGCUAUUUGAGGACGAUAAUUCUGAUAGUGAAAAUGAAGAUGUGGUUGAAACUCUUCCCAAACCAUCAAUCAAAGUCCAGGGCUUUUCUCCUCCUGCCUUUCCGUCACCUGAACCUCUUCUAAAACCUACUGUGAGGUCUUUUGCAGACCUUGAUCUUACAAAGGAAGAAACAACAAAGUCAGCAACUGGGAAAAAAGAAAAUGGUAUUGAUAUUAUUCAAAGUACUCCACAAGAGCAAACAAAUAAUGACAAUUUGAUUUCUGUUGAGGGAGCACACAAAGAUAAUAGAAGUGAUCUGAUGUCAGCAUUAGGAUUAGGAGAAGAGGACGGUGUAGAAUCACCUUGGGAUUCUGAGAGUAUUUCUGAGAGUCUUCCACAGAAGUAUGUUGAUCAUUUAUCUGGAGCUGCAGACCAAAAAGGAAAAAAUAUGUUAAAUGAACAAGUAGAAGAUGUGUUUUAUGUACCUUCUUGCAUGAGUGGAUCAAGAAACUUUAAGAUGGCUAAACUAGAGGAUAAAAGAAAUGUAGGCAUACCAGUAGCUCACGUGGAUUCUCCUGAAAAAUGUCCUCACUUGAAGCCUACCAUUGAUGUGCAAGAUUCUGUUCCCAAGAAAGCAGGAGGAAGGAAGGAUGCACGAACAUCCAGAUCAGAUUGGGAUUCUACUAGUCUGACCCUCAAUAACCAGACUUGUCAGAGAUCCGGGAAUUUGAAAGUUGGUGAUAAAUGUCCAUUUGUAUCACAGUCAAUGACCAAAAAUCAGACAGCAUCCACAGAAUUUGGACAGAUGGCAUUAGUAGGUAAAGAAGAGAUGAAUAUUGGAGCUGUGUUUCUAGUAGGGAAUUAUACACUCCAUGACCUGUGUGAAUCACAGCUGCCAGAAAACAGAGAGAGAAAAGAAGCUUUGUCAGCAGAAGUAGACUUGGAAAUCACAUCAGAGGAAGAGCAAGAAAGGCUUGACGGAAGUGAAAAUAACCACCUGCAGGAUAAAGCUAUUUUACAAACAUACACCCUAACAGAAAAGACAUCUGAAAAUCAAAGCAAGCAAAUUAAUCUUCCACUUUUGCGUCUGCCAAAAAUGCCUCAAGAACCAGUAAUGAAUAAGGAAUGUGAUAGAGAGGAUAUACCUGUAUAUUCAGCACUUCCUUGUGUGCAAAAGUAUAAGGAAAUGUGGAUCACACAAGGCAAAUUAGAGUGGAAAAAUAAUUUAAAACUCGUCACAAAUGAGUUAAAGCAGAAAUUUGGUGAAAUUUGUGAAAAAUACAAAAUUACUGCUUAUCCUGAGGAAGAGCCAUUACAUGAUAACUCGAAAGAAGGAGCAAACUUAAAGGAAAUCUCUUCUAAUUUGACAAAUUAUACACUUGAUUGUGAGGAAAAAGAUGCACUUGGAGUGUCUGUCUCUGUACUAUUCCAGGCGUUUCCUGGACAAAAAGAACCCAGUCUCAAAAAUGUCUUUCCAUCUCGUUCAGACUCUGGGUCCCCGGAAUACGCUUGCCAGUCAUCUUCAAAGCUUUAUUUAAAUGAAAAUAAAUUAGACUGUGAAAAUGAUAAAUCAGACACUGAACAUGUUUUUAACAAAAAUGAGGAGAGUUUUUAUAAUGAUCCAGAAAAUAAAAAAGUAAGGAACCCAGUAGUUACAUUUGAAGUGAAAGAAGACCAAGAGUUUGAUGUGCAAAUGACAAAAAAUGUGACCCAAAAUACCACUAAUUGGAAUUUAGACAUCGGACAUACACCUCAGUCUAGUAAUCCACAAAGCCUUCUUGAUUUGUGGCUUGCCCGUUCCACUGGGAUGAAACACAUGAUUCAAAUAAAAAGGCACAAUGUUUCUUCUCUUACAAAUACUGAUAAGAAAAUAAAACCAACCAAAGAAUUGUUCCAGAAGCCAUUAUAUGCAGAUCAUUGCAGUGCUAAUAACUAUAACAGCGUGGAACCCAAAUUAGAAAAUGUGAGCUCUCCACCAUAUAGGGACAGAACAUCCAGAGUAUGUCUAAAUGAAGAAUUACAGCAAGAUAUGCAAAGGUUUAAGAAUGAGAUAGGCAUGUUACAAGUAGAAUUCCUGGCUUUGGAAAAAGAGAAAGUGCAACUUCACAAAGAGGUUGAAGAAGAAAAGAAGAAGCACAAAAGCAGUGAAAUGGAAAUAUCAGAAAACAUAGAUGCUGCUGCUGCUGCUGCUGAGAAUGGAUUAAUUCAACAAACGAGUGGAAGAGCUGAUAAGCAGCACUUUCCUGUUAUGGAGAAUGAGGAUUCUGUCAGUAGUGCUCCUGGCUUGCAUAUGAAGGAAGUAAAGAAAACUAAGGAUGAAAAAUGGACACCAAAAGAAUCUGUGAUUACCCCAAUGUUUGAGAAGGCCGACUCGCUACCUGGAGGUCUACUACAAGUGAAUGAUGACAGCAGUUUAAGUGAAACAGAUCAGGAUGAUGGGAGGCCUGCGAAGAAAACAUCUAAUGAAAAGAACAAGGUCAAAAAGCAAAUUAAUUCUCUGGAUGACCUUGCUGACUUAACUCAGUCAUCUGAAACAGCCUCAGAGGAUUGUGAGUUGCCGUACUCCAAUUAUAUGAAUUCCAUGUUGCUGAUUGAACAACUUGGCGUGGAUUGUAAAGAUUCUGUUAGCCUAUUGAAAAUCCAGAAUGCAGUUCUUUCAUAUGAAAGAUUAAUAGAACUUAAAAAAAAUCACUGUGAAUUACUUACAGGAAAAAUUAAAAAAAUGGAAAAUAAGGUUAGUGGACUACAAAAGGAGCUAUCAGAAACGAAAGAAAUGAAGUCACAGUUAGAGCAUCAAAAAGUGGAGUGGGAACGAGAAGUCUGCAGUUUGAGAUUUACCUUAAAACAAGAAGAAGAGAAGAGAAGAACUGCUGAUAAGUUAUAUGAAAAAAUUAGGGAGCAAUUAAGAAGAAAAGAAGAGCAAUAUAGUCAAGAAGUUGAAAUGAAACAACAGCUUGAACUCACUCUUAGAACACUAGACAUGGAAUUGAGGACUGUGAGAAAUAAUCUGAAUCAGGUUGUGGAAGAGCGAAAUGACACUCAGAGGCAACUUUCUCGAGAACAGAAUGCCAGAAUAUUACAAGAUGGAAUUCUGACCAACCACCUUUGCAAACAAAAGGAGAUAGAAAUGGCUCAUAAGAAAUUGAACACUGAGGUUUCUGAUAGUCAUGACAAAGAAAAAGAUCUGUCACAUAAAAACCACAUGUUGCAGGAUGAAAUUGCCAUUCUAAGACUGGAAAUAGACACAAUAAAAAAUCAGAACAAGGAAAAGGAAAAGAAAUAUUUUGAGGACAUUGAAAGAGUAAAAGAAAAGAAUGAUGAUCUUCAAAAAACAAUAAAACUGAAUGAGGAAACAUUAGCGAAAACAAUAUUUCAAUAUAAUGGACAGCUUAAUGUUCUAACAGCUGAGAAUACAGUGCUAAACUCUAAACUGGAGAAUGAAAGACAAAACAAAGAAAGACUGGAAACAGAAGUUGAAUCAUACCGUUCAAGACUGGCUACUGCUGUCCACGAUCAUGAUCAAAGUCAGACAUCAAAAAGAGACCUAGAGAUUGCUUUCCAGAGAGCAAGAGAUGAGUGGUUUCGCUUACAGGACAAAAUGAAUUUUGAUAUAUCUAACCUGAAAGAUAGUAAUGAGAUUCUUUCUCAACAACUUUCUAAAGCUGAAAGUAAAGUCAAUAACCUAGAAAUUGAGCUCCAUCAAACAAGAGAUGUUCUCAGAGAGAAAACUUUGGUUUUAGAAGGUGUACAAAGAGACCUCAGCCAAACACAGUGUCAAAAGAAGGAAAUUGAACAAAUGUAUCAGAGUGAACAAGGUAGAGUGAAUAAAUACAUCGGGAAGCAGGAAUCCUUAGAGGAGAGAUUGGCUCAACUACAGAGUGAAAAUAUGUUGCUUCGACAGCAACUGGAUGAUGCUCACAACAAAGCUGAUAGUAAAGAAAAGACAGUGAUUAAUAUCCAAGACCGGUUUCAGGAUAUUGUAACAAAACUUCAAGCCAAAAGUGAAAAACAAGGUCUUAUGCUGGAAGAAAGAAAUAAGGAGUUAAUGGAUGAAUGUAAUCAUUUAAAAGAAAGAAUGUAUCAGUAUGAAAAUGAGAAAGCAGAAAGAGAAGUAGUUGUGAGACAACUUCAACAAGAACUGGCUGACACCCUGAAAAAGCAGUCUAUGUCGGAGGCUUCUCUGGAGGUUACGUCACGAUAUCGUAUUAGUUUAGAAGAUGAGACACAGGAUUUAAAAAAGAAAUUAGGUCAAAUAAGAAGUCAAUUGCAAGAAGCACAGGAUCGACAUAUAGAGGCUGUAAGAUGCGCUGAGAAGACACAAGAUCACGUGCAAAAGCUUGAAAUUGAAAAUGCCAAGUUAAAAGUUACAGUCAAAAAGCAAAUGGGCAAAAUUGAACAGCUUCAGAAAAACCUGUUAGGUACAAGUACGUCUGAGGAUGAAAAGGAACAAUUAAAGAAAUUUAUGGAGUUAAAACAAUCUCUGGAAUAUAGUUUGGAUCAAGAAAUGAAGAAAAAUAGUGAAUUAGAAAAAGAGAUUACUGGAGUUAAGAAACUCUUAAAAGUGACAAGAAGGAAGUUAAAUGACUAUGAAAAUGGAGAGCUUAGUUUCCAGGGAGAUUUAAAAACCAACCAAAUUGAAAUGGAUAUUCAGAUGAAUAUGCUAAAACAUAAGAUUGAUGACCUUACAGCAAAACUGGAAACUGCAUCUUCAAAAUGUGUACAUCUGGAUGCAGAAAAUCAAGUUCUCCAACAGAAGUUAUUAUCUAUGAAAGCGCUACAAAAGAAAUGUGAAAAACUAGACAAGAAUAAAAAGAAGUUGGAACAAGAAGUCGUAAACCUCAGAAGUCAUAUAGAAAUGAACAUGGUGGAACAUGGUCAAGUAGAACAGUAUAGACGGGAGAUUGAAGAAAGAGCAAGACAGGAUAUAGUAGAAAAAUUAAAAGAAGUCAAUUUAUUUUUACAGACACAAGCAGCAGCUCAAGAAAACUUAGAGCAGUUAAGAGAGAAUAAUAAUGCCUCAAUAAGAAGUCAGAUGGAACUCAGAAUUAGAGAUCUGGAAUCCGAACUCUCCAAAAUGAAAAUUUCUCAAGAAGAUUUUAAUAAAACAGAAUUGGAGAAAUAUAAGCAACUCUAUCUAGAAGAAUUAAAAGUUAGAAAAUCAUUGGAAAAUAAACUAAACAAGACUAAUGAGAGGCUGGCAGAGACCAGCACGGAACUUCUGCUGAAGAAAGAGCAGAACAGGUCUUUACUCAGUGCUCUGACUGCGAGGCCGGUCCUGGAGCCGCCUUGUGCUGGAAAUCAUAAUAGUAGUUUAGUGCUCAAUAGAAAUCUUACUCCAAGAGAAGAUUUAGUGAUUCCUACCUCACGGCCACGGCCCUCAAAUAACAGCAUGGAGACUUACUUGACCAAGAUGCAGGAGGAGUUGGAAAAAAAUAUAACUAGAGAACUAGAAGAAGCUGCUGCUGAAUUUGAAUCUGGACCCUGUAGAGCUUCUCCUCUGGGAUCUACUGAUGAGUCAAAUCUAAAUCAAGAUCUAGUUUUGAAAACGUCACAAGAAUAUGUACAGAUUUUGAAGAAAAAUUAUAUGAUCUGAAAAAUAAAUAUAAAAAUUUAUUUACUGGGCUGUUUAUAUAAAAUUUUAAUUGUUUCCCAUCAUACAUAUGACAUAUGAAAAUCUUAAAGUAAAAUAUUUUUAUAUCUUACGUGUAUGAUGAUUAUUUAUAUAGUAUUUUAAAUUGUUUCUUGGCAUCGAACUAACUUUUAAGCAGAUUUUGUGAAUGAAAACCAGCACUGAGUUUUACAUACUUAAACUGCCCACAUACCAGCUGUUUAAACAGCACCCAAACAACCAAGUUGUCAUUAACACUUUAAUGGUGUUAAUUGAUAGCUUAUUUGUAUUUUCCAAUUUUUAUCACUAUAUAUGGACCUAAAGAUUUAGACAAACAUCAUUUGAAAUGCUGCUGCUGUGGCUAUUGUCGUUGUCUGGAUGUGUCACAGUUGUUACAGUCCAUAAAAUUUUUUAUAUAUAAUUUUAAUUUUAAAUACUGAUUCAUAGAUCUUUCCUUGUGGAGAAAUAAAAUUUGCCUAAGGCUGUUUGCCUUUUCUAUUUAUUUAUUUUUGAUUUACUUUUUGGAAACAGUGUUAAAAUUAGAGAGAAGUUCCAAGUUUUAGUAAAGAACUUUUUUCUCCUGAACCACUUGAGAAUAAAUUGCUGACAUUAUGCCAUCA
This is a messenger RNA of Equus caballus (horse), 7439 nucleotides long. It is a transcript of the gene ANKRD26, whose product is annotated as ankyrin repeat domain containing 26. The record is from RefSeq and is a predicted model, not a curated record. Gene Ontology annotation, molecular function: protein binding. NCBI's taxonomy places the organism in Eukaryota, Metazoa, Chordata, Mammalia, Perissodactyla, Equidae.